Messenger RNA from Brugia pahangi, 498 nucleotides. The record is from the annotation of a GenBank genome assembly. NCBI's taxonomy places the organism in Eukaryota, Metazoa, Nematoda, Chromadorea, Rhabditida, Onchocercidae.
AUGAUACGUCGACUAGUGUUUACUUGUUUGGAAGAUAUUCGAGAUGGUUUUGAAGAAGAGCUUAAAGAAAUGAAACCGAUGAAAAAACCACUUCAAAAUACUGAAAAGCUGACUGACAUGAAUACGAAGUUCCCUCUAAAAUCGUUAGCUUUAAGAAAAUUCGAGUUUGUUGACUUCUGUAAAAAACCAAAGCAAACUCAUGAAAACAGAGGAGCAGCACUAUUAGCUAAAAUGGGAUAUGAUGGUGGUGGGCUUGAUAAGAGCAGCCAAGGAGUCACAGAACUGAUACCAUUCUCCACGCAACGAGGUCGCGAAGGUUUUGGACAGCCUGCGAAUCAGAAAAUUGCUCGAGAUUGGAAUGUAGUUGGGAUUUUGCGGAAGAAAAUGUAUUGUGGUUAUCUGUUCCUGAUGACAUUCGAGAGAAGUUCACAAAAAAACACGAGAAGUUCAUCUUAUUCAAGAAAUAAGAUUUGCAAGAUCAAGACGACUGGAUUAUGA